AUGGACGCCAAUACUAGUGUCGGUGAUGGAUAUGGAACUGGCAAAGGGGCGGGCCGUCAGCAUUCUAUGACCUUUGAAUCUACACCAACGCAUUUCGCCACUGUUUCCAUCACCGCAAAUUCUGUGAUGGCAGUAUCUCAAAAUCCCCCAAAUACGGACAAUCAACCCUCAGCUUAUGCAUCCACCCACCGAUGGGAGAAGUAA
Serendipita indica DSM 11827 is the source of this 204-nucleotide messenger RNA. NCBI's taxonomy places the organism in Eukaryota, Fungi, Basidiomycota, Agaricomycetes, Sebacinales, Serendipitaceae. The record is from the annotation of a GenBank genome assembly.